Lobosporangium transversale is the source of this 1349-nucleotide messenger RNA. RefSeq lists its product as hypothetical. Gene Ontology annotation, cellular component: Set1C/COMPASS complex. Lineage: Eukaryota; Fungi; Mortierellomycota; Mortierellomycetes; Mortierellales; Mortierellaceae. The coding region runs from base 234 to 1271 and encodes 345 amino acids. Gene Ontology annotation, biological process: positive regulation of DNA-templated transcription. The transcript has 2 exons. The record is from RefSeq and is a predicted model, not a curated record.
GCGCCGAACGUCAAACAAGUUUAGAGUCAGCAACCUUUCCACAGUCACACGCCAUGUGAUACCCAUUUUUUGUUUUGUUUCUCACAAGAGGAGUCCAUGUCAUUCAACUUUGAAGUCUUUAAUUGUCCUCCAUCCCAUCACAGUCAUUCUUUACUAACUUAAGCCAAGUCAAAUCCAGAUCGAGUUAACACAAAGCGACUGGAGAUCUAGCCUCACAUUAAACCAUAUUAACGAUGGCUGAUUCAACACAACAGCCAGAUUACUAUCUACAUUUGGAUCUAGCUGAAGGCGGACUGGAUCCUCAACCCCAUGGUGAUACAGGAGAGAGUUUUCUUGAAUUUCCAGAGUCUGGAAGCGAGGAGGCGGCUGCUAUGGCUCAGAAUAGCGCCAUUCAUGGUGUAAAUCAGUGGCCGGACAGUAGCGUCAAGACUACUCCUACUUUAGAUAAUGCUGUAUCAGUCAGAGAGCCUACAUUGGAUGACAGCUCAGUUGGAAACUACACUGUUCUCGGAACACCAGUGAUCAUUGAGCCAAAUACCGUUCAUUGGAAUAGCGCACGUCAGGUGUAUGGAUCUCUUAUGGACAUGGAACUUAGCAAACUGUCGCCGCCAGAGCAGGUCUCUGACUGUAUUACACCUGACUUGAUAUUUCCAUCAAAAAACGCACAAGAUAAAUUUUCUGUAACCGAAAGUCAGGCUGAGGAUACCAGAAUCAAAGCGUCAGAGGCAUCUACGUCGGUAGCACCCCUCCCUACCACGACACAACAUUCAUCUGCAAAGCAAACAUCGGGUGACUCAAAAAAGAUAUCCAUACAGUUGAUGACCGCAACGCAGUCCCUUACAGAUAUUAGAAGGAGUACACGAGCUAGGAAACCGUCAAGUUUAGCGACGCAGAGCGAGGAAUAUCUUGCAAUGGGAUUGAAUAUGAUAUCUGCACCAGCAGAACGCGUUACCCGAUCGAAGAAGGUUUAUUGUUACUGUCAAAAGCCGGAUGAUGGCGAGGUCAUGAUCCAGUGCGAUAACUGUCGGCAGUGGUUUCACGGCGCGUGUGUUGAUGUUACGGAUGAGAUUGCUGAGCUAAUGGAGCUUAAGAAUGAAAAGUUUUUUUGUGACCCAUGUACAGAAAAAUUAAAAGGUAAGAUGAUGUUGCUGUUGUUAUAUUUUCUGUGUUCAGUAUACUCUCAGUUUGUAUUCUUUUGGAUUCGUAUAUCCUUGUUUGUUUUUCUUUUUUCUUUUUCUUUUUCUUUUUUUUUUUUGCUACAUAAAAUAUAAUGUCGUAAGAAAUCGAUCAUCUGGGCAACCAUGUCCAUUGUACCCUUGAAUGGCUCGGGCCUAUGAUGUCCACCAGCU